GCGAAGCAGGCAAGAAGAAACAAGGAACACAUUUUAGAAGAGCAGGAAAAGGGAGGAUCGCAGACAGGAGACUCUCUGGAUUGUCUGUCUGUUGGGCACCUGGGACACUGUCAUUGUGCUUCUCAUUAUAUUUUUUUCUCUCUUUUCCUCUGAACCAGUGGACCGGUGGAGAUUCCUUUUUUUCUUGGUGCCAUAUCAAUUAGCUGGGAUUGUUUCUGUGUAAUCUGCUCUUCUCUGGCUGAACUGUUACACACUGAGAUUGCUCCUGCCUGAUACGGACUCUUCCCAAAGUGUAUCUGUUAGCACGCCGCGGAUAUAUCCUGUGUCCGACAGUACAACACAGAGCAGCUGGGAUAUCAGACUACAGAGGAGAGAGAGAAAGAGAGAGAGAGAGAGCUGUGAGAGAGAGCAACCGAUUGAGCGACAGAGAGUGUGAGAGAGGUUGAAGCCGAGGAGCGAGGUAAGCUAUAGCAAGACAGCUUAAAUAGAAAAGUGAUCUAUCUAUCCUCCCCCUUUUCCUUGUCUUUCCUUUUCUCCUCUCCCACACUGUCCUGUGCCAGCAAUUUGUUCGCAGGACUGCCUAAAGCCACUGCCACCUGCUCCUCCUCAUCCUUCUCCUCUUCCUCCUCUACCUCUCUUCUCACGCGUUACUAUCCAACACCAGCCAGUGAGGGACAGACAGGACACGCAGCAGCUUCCGUUUGUAACACUCCAGGAGAUUUAACUAAAAGGCGUCGUCAGGCAGGAGCUACCCCCACAGAGGCAACCCCUCUCCCAGCCACUCUCCGUAGGACGAACCCUGCCUGCUCCGGAGGACCAGCAGUGAUACAAGACACCAGUGUGGACGGGGGAAAAAAAGGGACCUACAGUCAGAGAGCCAAGCCCCAGUACUACUAACGCUCGUCCUCCGCCUCCGCGCAACCAUUCCCUGCCACGGCGCUAAGGAUUCCAGCUACAUGGGCAAGCGAUUGGAACAGCAACCAAUGUACCCUCAGUACACAUACUACUACCCCCACUACCUCCAGACCAAGCCCUAUGCUCCACCCCUCCACCCCAUGGCUCCGCCCAGCCCCAGCCACAACAGCUGCAGUCACGGCGGAUCUGAGCUGCUGAGUAAAACUAACCUGUACAUUCGAGGCCUGCCCCCGGGGACCACGGACCAGGAUCUCAUCAAGCUCUGCCAACCAUAUGGAAAAAUUGUGUCAACCAAGGCGAUCCUGGACAAGAACACCAACCAGUGCAAAGGAUAUGGCUUCGUGGACUUUGAUAGCCCAGCUGCAGCACAAAAGGCGGUGUCGUCUCUCAAAGCCACCGGGGUGCAGGCUCAAAUGGCUAAGCAACAGGAACAGGACCCCACCAACUUGUACAUCUCCAACCUGCCGGUGUCCAUGGAUGAGCAGGAGCUGGAGAACAUGCUGAAGCCGUUCGGUCACGUCAUCUCCACGCGCAUCCUGAGGGACGCCAACGGGGUCAGCAGAGGGGUCGGCUUCGCCAGGAUGGAGUCGACGGAGAAAUGUGAAGUGGUGAUACAGCAUUUCAAUGGGAAAUACCUGAAAACCCCACCAGGCAUUCCAGCCCCCAAUGAGCCUUUACUGUGCAAAUUCGCUGAUGGAGGGCAGAAGAAACGCCAGAGCCAGAGCAAGUACCCACAGAACGGGCGGCCAUGGCACAGGGAAGGCGAGACUGGUAUGCAGUUAACAUAUGAUCCUGCUGCUAUGCAGAACGGGUUCUACUCCUCGCCUUACAGUAUCGCCACCAACCGCAUGAUCGCACAGACAUCCAUUACGCCCUUCAUCGCUGCUUCCCCCGUCUCCACAUAUCAGGUCCAGAGUACGUCAUGGAUGCCUCAUCAACAAUACGUUAUGCAACCUACAGGUGCAGUGAUCACCCCAGCCAUGGACCACACCAUGUCCAUGCAGCCUGCCAACAUGAUGGGCCCGCUCUCCCAGCAGAUGAACCAUCUGUCCCUGGGCACUACAGGAAGUUACAUGACUGCUGCGGCUGCCGGGGCGUCUAUGCAAGGGACCUACAUUCCUCAGUACACGCCUGUGCCUCAGACAGCCGUCCCCGUUGAAGGAGUGGUCACGGAUGCCUCUCCUCAGUCAGUGGCCCCCUCGUCGCAUGACGUGAGUGGGCAGCAGCAUCAGAUCCAGGUGGACGGGUCCAGCGACCAUGUUGCUUACUCAUACCAGUCCAAAUAGCGACAGACGAGGAGAAUAUUCCUGUGACAGUGUUGCCUUGAGAAAGGGGGGUUGGCUGCACUGAGAAUGUGGAGAGAAGAGAGAUUGCUUCCAGAUUGCCCAGGCACCAAAAAAUAGACACUUUUUCAUUUCCUACCUGGCCUAAGAGAGUUACAGAGAGAGAAGAGAGAGAGAGAGAGAGAGAAAGAGAUGAGAGAGGGUGGGUUGGAGGGGGUGAAGUCGCUGGGCACAGUGCAAAGAGUUGAAAAUGUUUAGUCUGGCAACCUGCCUGGUGGGCUGGGCUUCAGCUUGACUUACUCAACUGAAAAAAAAUAAAAAAAAAAUAGGGAAAUGUUCAAUGCGCAGGUAGGUAGGUGAUGAGUUUUAUUUUGUAAUUAGAAAAGGGGAAGUCAAAGUUUGAGAUACACAGAGAUUGUCUUCCUUAGAUAUUAAGCUAUGAUUUCUUUUCACUUUUUUUUCUCUUGUUAAAUUUGAGUUUUCUAGAUAUAUUCGAAAUAAGUGUUUUUCUUUAUUGAAUCUUCAUGGCCUUAAUUUUAAGGGCGUCGGAUGACUUUUUACAGAGAGUAAAGUCUGGCGUCUCGUUGAAAAUAAAAAGCGAUCUAAAUCAGUCUCUUGGACCACUUUGAUGGUACAUGAUACUGCAGGGGUUGAGCUAGAGACAUUAAAACAAAGUCUAUCACAUAAGCUGUACAGAUUUAAUAGACAAGAGUUCCUUUUUCUUUUCUUCGUUAGAAGAAAACUUUGAUAAAUAAUUAUGUCAGAGGUUACUAAAUCUAAGAGAAAAAAGUAAAUGUCUGCUAAGGAAAAGAGUGGGAAAAGAUAAAAGCUUUGAGGAGAUUUUUCACAAUGAGGAGGGAAAAAAGACACUGCAUUGUAGAAAAUGCAGUCGGUUGCAAAUGCUGAACUUGUUUUUAUUAUCAUAAUUAUUAUUUUACAUGGCAAGAUUGCUGUUGAUGACAUUAGUGCUUUUAUCUGCUACAUUUGACCUUUUUUUAUGAGCUUGAUGGUGUUUUUAGCCCGCUUUGCUUGUCACACUAUAAAAAAGAAAGAACAAAGAAAAGAAAGAAAAAAACAUCUAAAACAAACAUAAAACGGUAGGAAAAAAAAUGUGCGCAGUGAUAAACUUCGUAGAUUGAGUAGGAGCUUACGGUUUAAACCAAUCAAUGCAAAAGCAAUAGAAGAAAUUGUUGACAAUUUCUGUAGUCUUUCCUAGUUGUGGAUCAAAUGCAGCCCAAGGAUGGCCAUUUUUAUACCAAAGAUGAAGAGACACUCUGAUCCAGAGUUUUGUUGUUUUUCAGUUAGAUUUUGUUGUUGAUGCUGUUGAUGUUAUUGUUGAUAUUGUUGUUGUUGCUGUUGUCAUUGUUGUUUUUAAUUUGACCUUGAUGGCCGGACCAGUCCGUACUUUUCCUUUCAUUACAAUUACACGUUUUGGCUUAAGCUACCUUC
Molecule: messenger RNA, 3647 nt
Organism: Oncorhynchus masou masou (cherry salmon)
Lineage: Eukaryota; Metazoa; Chordata; Actinopteri; Salmoniformes; Salmonidae
Product: RNA-binding motif, single-stranded-interacting protein 3-like
Exons: 14
Coding region: 957-2201 (414 amino acids)
Cellular component (GO): ribonucleoprotein complex; cytoplasm; nucleus
Molecular function (GO): mRNA binding
Source: RefSeq, a predicted model, not a curated record